AUGGCAGCAGCGGCAAAAGGAGUCUUCUGGCGGGAUGAAGAGGUGGAGACCCUGCUGGACCUCGUUGCACGCUCCAGAAAAGCGGCGCGUGUAAUGAGGAGCACACAUCUGCCCACGAAGCUUAUAUUUCACAAGCUGUCGAGGCAGAUGUGUGCCCGUGGUCACAGCAGGACCCCCGAACAGUGCAGAUCGAAGUUCAAGAGGGUGAAGGGGGACUUCUACGGGGCGCUGGAAGCCUGGCAGGGGAUCCCUCGCCAGAGUGGAAAGCCCCCGUACUUUGCGUCCAUGAUGAACCUCUGGGAUCUCGCCGGAAGGCCAAGCUGGCAAUCCCGUCAUCAUGCUGCCCUUCUCCGCGGUAGAGCUCCCACCGCUGCCGUGGGGGAGGCAAGAGCAGACGAGGAGCAGGAGGCGCUUGAGGUGGCUGGGGAGCAAGCUUCCUCUGAGGACCCUGCUCAGGGAUCACAACAGGCACCCCCUGCCUCCGGCCGGGCCCCCCCCCCCCGGGGGGAGCAGGGUCGCCUGGCCGCUCUCCGCCGGCCGCCCUCCGAGGCCCGGGAGGCUCCCCUCGCCCUCCCGCGGGCCGCGCUUCUCCGCGCUCUCCCCCCCCACCGCCCUGCGGAGCCGGCCGGGCGAGGGCGAGGGAGCCGGAGCGCCGGGCGAGCCCCACGGCCGGGCUGGGGCUGCGGGAUCCUGGCCGGGGGGCCGCGGCCGGCAGGGCCGCCCUGGGUCUCCCGGCGCCCGCUCGCCCGCCCCCCCCCUCCCUCGCCGCUGCUCUUGUGCGUCGGGGGCUUCUUCGGCUCCCCUGGGGACGCGGACUGGGAGGAGUACCGGAAGGGGGCCAAGAAAGCCCCUAUUCAGACCUACGUCUUGGGAGCCAACAAUGAAGAAACCGUUGGCUGCUUUCUUGAUGUCAGUGGAUGUGAACUAGCUGAGAACAUCACUUAUCUAGGGCGCAAAGGUGUCUUCAAUGAAGCCUCUGGCCUUCAGAUUACGUACCUCAGUGGGACUGAGUGCUUGGAGGAGCCCGUCCCAGCACACUGUUUUAGCUCCAAGGAUGUGACUGAUCUCAAAACAUCGUUGCUGUCUACUCCAAAGUUCAAAGCUGUUGACAUCUUGAUAACUUCCUGUUGGCCCAGAGGGGUAGAGAGAUUUGGAAACACUCCCGGCGACGUGGACACUAAGAAAUGUGGCUCGAGGCUCGUCUCUGUGCUAGCCAGCAGUCUAAAACCAAGAUACCAUUUCAGAGGCCUGCAGAAGAUUUGUUAUGAAAGACUUCCUUACAGGAUGCACGCUGUUCUUCAGGAGUCAGCACAGCAUGUGAGCAGAUUCAUAGCCCUAGCAAAUGUUGGCAAUGCAGAGAAGAGGAAGUACCUCUAUGCAUUCAGCAUCCUUCCAAUGAGUUCCAUGGAUCCAGCAGAGUUAGUCAAACAGCCACAGGAUGUCACUGAGAACCCAUACCGAGGGCCUGGAGGAUGGGAGCGUGGCACCCAGCAGCUGUCAGGAGCAGAGGAGGAACCUGUGGGCCAGUUUUUCUUUGAUCUAAGUAGCAAACCAAAAGGAAAGAAGCGGCCCUCUGAAGGCAGAACUGGACAGCAGCCCCAGCCCCAGCGCCUCCCUUGCAAGCCUUCCCUGCCAACAGCCGCGUGCUGGUUCUGCCUUGCUAGCCCAGAAGUAGAGAAGCAUUUGGUGGUGAGCAUCGGGACACAUUGCUAUCUUGCCCUUGCCAAGGGGGGCCUCUCUCCUGACCAUGUCCUGGUUUUGCCUAUUGGGCACUAUCAGUCGGUGGUGGAGCUGGCUUCAGAGGUGGUGGAAGAAGUGGACCAGUACAAAUCAUCCCUGAAGGAGUUUUUCCAGAGCAGAGGGAAGAGGUGCGUUGUCUUUGAAAGGAACUACAGGAGUCAGCAGCUGCAGGUGAGGGUGGUCCCUGUGCCUCAGGACUGCUGCACGACGGAAGACAUUAAGGAGGCCUUCGUAGUCCAGGCAGAGGAGCAGCAGAUGGAACUGCUCGAAAUCCCAGAACAUUCAUCUCUCAAGCAAAUAGUGCAGCCAGGAGCGCCCUAUUUUUACAUGGAGCUGGACACGGGGGAGAAGCUCUUCCAUCGCGUUAGGAGACAUUUCCCCUUGCAGUUUGGCAGGGAAGUGCUGGCCAGCGAGGCUGUCCUCGGCAUGCCCGGCCGGGCAGAUUGGAGGAGCUGCCAGACGGGGAAAGAGGAGGAAGCAGCAGCCGCACAGGCCUUCCGCCAGGCCUUUGCGCCCUUUGACAUUGCCCAGGGGGACUGAGCGCGGAGCAGGAGCAACCGGAUUGUGUCCUGCUCUUUCUGUUGGGCCCUUCGUAGCAGGAAGAACUGGCAUGGCGCCAGGCCCCUGGACUCUUCCCAGGCACGAGCAUUCGGAGCUGCUCCCCUUCCCCCCCCCCAGGGUCACCUCCUGAGCUGCUGGCACAGCAGAGACCUGGGGGAGCAAGGGAGCCGCUAGCAGGAGGGAGAAAGGGGGGGGGCUCUGCAGUGCAUAGCGGGGGGGGGGGGAGGCGGCCUCACCAACAGCAGGUGGAGCACUCAUCGGACUCAUCGGAAAGGCCAGCAGGGCAGGGAAAGGCAUAGGCCACCUUUCUCUGCUCCUUGACUUUGUCUGGAGCUUGUAAAAUAUUACUGGGGGGGGGUUGUAAAAUUUAAUGGGGGGGAGGGCUGUAAAUAAGCAUUGAAUGGAAAUGGAGUCAUGGGUGUGCUAUAAAUUAUUUUGCCAUUUUAAAUAAAACCGUUUUUAA
Eublepharis macularius is the source of this 2764-nucleotide messenger RNA. Its product is annotated as CWF19-like protein 1. The record is from RefSeq and is a predicted model, not a curated record. Gene Ontology annotation, molecular function: RNA lariat debranching enzyme activator activity. NCBI's taxonomy places the organism in Eukaryota, Metazoa, Chordata, Lepidosauria, Squamata, Eublepharidae. Gene Ontology annotation, cellular component: post-mRNA release spliceosomal complex. Gene Ontology annotation, biological process: mRNA splicing, via spliceosome.